Molecule: messenger RNA, 681 nt
Organism: Jatropha curcas
Lineage: Eukaryota; Viridiplantae; Streptophyta; Magnoliopsida; Malpighiales; Euphorbiaceae
Source: RefSeq, a predicted model, not a curated record
AGACAACAUUAUCUUUGCUCCGACAUCCUGACUAUUGCAUCUCUGGUUAUUCAUAUGUGGAUGUGAAGCGAAGCAUUGAGGAUGGUGAGAAACGCUUCAAUCAGCUUUCUAUUGAAGAAAGAGGAAAAUUUGAUGAAGAAACGCUUGUAAAUGUGAACAACAUAAAAAAGCAAAGCACAUCAAGCCAAAGAGCUAAUGGUUUUAACAAUGAAUAUAUAGUGAUAACUAUCCUGGUGGCUGCUGAAGGAGUACAUAAAUUGCCAGCCAUAAACAGUAGUGGAGACUUAAAGGAAGCAUUGCAAAAACUUGGUUCCAUUCCCGCCAGCAAAAUACUAGCAGUUGAGGUGUUAUGGACUCCUCAGAACGAAAAUGAUACACUGACAGAGCGAGAACUACUUGAAGAUUAUCCACUUUUGAGGCCUCUAUAAAAAGGUUUUAGCAGCAUUAACUCGAAUCUCCUGAUCUUAAACAAUCACAGGCUAUUUGUAUAGAAUAAGAUUAGCCAUGGUAUAGGAAAUACACUUGUAUCCUGUUUGAAUAGAUAACAUUCUGUGGUGUUCAAUUACUGAAGCAAUGUUGAAUAUAUGCAGCAAAUACAUGGUUUUCUAUUACUAGCACUCAGUGGCUAAUCUUGAGAGUGGAGUGUACUAUAGUCUCUUUAGUUAAAAUUUAUCUAUUCUA